AUGGUAUCGUACGCGGACGGUGUAACGUUCUUCUGCGGGCACCGUCACAUGGAUCAGACUGCGCAGCUCCUCUCGGAGUUCACGCGUGAUAUCGAAAACUUCUUCACCCAGCGCGGAAUGACGAUCUCGGCAGCCAAGUCGUCCGUCACUCUUUUCACGCUACACCCGAAGGAGCUCAAUCGUCACCUGACCAUCAUCGUCAACGGUGCGUCCUUACCACUCGUCCAUAAGCCGAAGCUCCUUGGCUUAUGUUUCGAUCCGCUUUCCACGUUCGCGAACUAUGCCAGGGAGGUCGCAAACAAAGUGAGCCGCUGCACAAUGGUCCUCAAGGCCCUAGCGGGCACAUCAUGGAGAAGCGCAAAAUAG
Dibothriocephalus latus is the source of this 366-nucleotide messenger RNA. NCBI's taxonomy places the organism in Eukaryota, Metazoa, Platyhelminthes, Cestoda, Diphyllobothriidea, Diphyllobothriidae. The record is from the annotation of a GenBank genome assembly.